AGCCCAAGCCCAAGCCCAAGCCCAAGCCCGCCCAAGCCCAAGCCCAAGCCCAAGCCCAAGCCCAAGCCCAAGAAGCCCAAGCCCAAGCCCAAGCCCAAGCCCAAGCCCAAGCCCAAGCCC
Molecule: messenger RNA, 120 nt
Organism: Crotalus tigris (Tiger rattlesnake)
Lineage: Eukaryota; Metazoa; Chordata; Lepidosauria; Squamata; Viperidae
Gene: MMP24OS
Product: MMP24 opposite strand
Exons: 2
Source: RefSeq, a predicted model, not a curated record